AUGUUAAAAAGACGACAACAGGCUCAAAAUGGAGGCACUUCUAAGCCCCAGGUCACCAAAGAGGCGGUGGCGUUCAGGGAUGUGGCUGUGGUCUUCACGGAGGAGGAGUUGGGGCUGCUGGAUGCUGCCCAGAGGGAGCUGUACCGAGACGUGAUGCUGGAGAACUUCAGGAACCUGCUCUCCGUGGGGCAUCAACCAUUCACACAAGACAUGUUCCACUUUGUAAGGGAAGAAAAGUUUUGGGUGAUGAAGAUAGCACCCCAAAGAAAAGAGAGUUCAGGUAAGAUCAGACAUGAGAUGGAGGCUGUUCCAGAAGCAGAACCACAUGAAGAACUUUCCUGCUGGAACAUUGGGCAACAAAUUGCAAGUGACUUAACCAGGUCUCAAGACUCCAUGAUAAAGAGUUCUCAAUUCUACAAACAAGGAGAUUCACCUGGCCAGAUUGGAGCUGCACUGUCUCUAAUUCACACAGGCCAGAAACCUUACCAGGGAAAUGAGUGUAAAAAAUUCUUCAAUGAUUUCUCCAAUUUUGAUCUUCAUAAACAGUUAAACUCAGGAGAGAAGUCUCAUACAUGUCAUGAGUGUGGAAAAAGCUUCUUUUAUAACUCAGCACUUCAUAUUCAUCAGAGAGUUCACAUGGGAGAAAAACGCCAUAAGUGUGGUGAGUGUGGUAAAGAAUUCAGUCAGAGCUCACGUCUGCAAAUUCAUCAGAAAGUCCACACCGUAGAGAAACCAUUCAAAUGUGAGCAGUGUGGGAAAGGCUUCAGUCGUAGACCAACACUUACUGUUCAUUGCAAGUUACACUUGGGAGAGAAACCUUAUAAGUGUGAGGAAUGUGGGAGGGCCUUCAUUCACGCUUACCAUCUUCAGGACCACCAGAGAGUCCACACUGGGGAAAAACCAUUCAAAUGCGAUAUAUGUGGCAAGAACUUUCGUCGUAGAUCAGCACUUAAUAGUCAUUGUGUGGUCCACACGGGAGAAAAACCGUACAAAUGUGGGGAGUGUGGGAAGUGCUUCACUUGGAGCUCAGGUCUUCAUAUUCAUAAGAAGGUCCACAUGGGACAGAAACUGUACAGAUGUGAGGAGUGUGGAAAGAGCUUCUUUUCUAGGGCAAAUCUUUAUUGCCAUCAGAGGGUCCACACAGAAGAGAAACCCUAUAAUUGUAAGGAAUGUGGGAAGAGCUUCAGAUGGGCCUCACAUCUUUUGACACAUGAGCGAGUCCACAGUGGAGAAAAGCCAUUCAAAUGUGAAGAGUGUGGGAAGAGAUUUGGUCAGAGAGCACACCUGCAAGCUCAUCAAAAAGUCCACACCGGAGAAAAACCAUACAGAUGUGAGGAGUGUGGGAUGGGCUACAAGACGAGCUUGGAUCUUGACAUACACCAGAGUGUCCACACAGGAGAGAAACCCUAUAUGUGUAGGGAGUGUGGUAAGCACCUCAGUAAGGCCUCAAAUCUUAAACUUCAUCAGCGAGUCCACACUGGAGAGAAGCCAUACAAGUGUGAUGUGUGUGGUAAGGUCUUCAGUCAGUGUGCACAUCUACAGUCUCAUCAGAGAGUUCACACAGGAGAGAAACCUUACAAAUGUGGGAUGUGUGGUAAGAGCUUCAGUUCAAGUUCCUAUCUUAAAAUUCAUCACAGAAUCCAUGUUCGUGAUCAAUUUCAUCCAGCCUCACAGGGGGGAAAACAUUUGUUUCAUUAAAGGGAGUGUUUCACCUAUAGCUCAGCAUAUCCCAGUGAUCCCAAGACUACACCAGUGGUGCAGUAAGGGCUUCAGUCAGAACCUUGAUAAUUAUAGUUAUCACUCAAGAGGCCUUAGAAAUAAUAAUUUGUUCAGGCACUUAUAAAACUCUAAUGAUGGGUGUUAAAACUGAUGUCCACUAGAAUGUAAGCUCCCGGAGGGCAGGGAGUUUGUUUGCUGUUGAAUCUACAUAAUGUUGCUC
Molecule: messenger RNA, 1939 nt
Organism: Ceratotherium simum simum (southern white rhinoceros)
Lineage: Eukaryota; Metazoa; Chordata; Mammalia; Perissodactyla; Rhinocerotidae
Source: RefSeq, a predicted model, not a curated record